Molecule: messenger RNA, 1055 nt
Organism: Andrographis paniculata
Lineage: Eukaryota; Viridiplantae; Streptophyta; Magnoliopsida; Lamiales; Acanthaceae
Exons: 1
Source: RefSeq, a predicted model, not a curated record
AACUGUUGCCAUCGUAUUUCUCUUGCGAAUAAUGAGGUAUACAAAGCGGCUCCAGUUUGGGCAAGGCUGAAAGGUGUGCCCCUGGAGUGUUGGAAUCCGACUGCUUUAAGUAUCAUCAACUCAUGGAUUGGAACUCCAAUUGCGACCGAUAAAAUCAUAAAGAAUAGGGACUGCCUUGCAUAUGCUCGUGUUCUUGUCGAGGUUGAUGUUACCUCCUCCCUUCCAGAGUUUGUUGAGGUCUGGGCACCUGGAAACAGGUGUUUUAAAGUUGAGGUUGAAUAUGAAAACUUACCUGCAUUCUGUUCGUUCUGCUCUAUGCUUGGGCAUAAAUGCGAUACAGAGGACCAACGACGAGCUCGAAUUCAAAGACAAGUAGAGUUUCGACGACCUCCCCCUAGAACAGUCAAGACUCAGGGGAGGAAAGUGCCUCCCCCUGCGGGACCAGGCAGGUCUGCUCCAGUCCAUAAUGAUCAACCAGUACCCCUAUCGAAUCGCUUUGAGGCUUUCGAUCAAAACACAGUGGAGGACCUUCCAAACCCUGUGGCCGAGACCACUGCUGCCAUUGCUGUUGACACUGAGACAACUGCUGCCACUGCUGGUGACACUGAGGCAGCUGACCAGGGCUGGGACGCCAGCAAUCUGGCCCCAGAGGACGAGCACAAGUCGAAAGGCAAGGAUUUAUCUCCAGAGACAAGACCUGCAGGGUCCCUUUGUCAUUCUCCAGCAGCUAACAGCAAGUCUGGAUGCUCUUCUGAGGCAUCUAAAUCUUCUAUGGCACCCCCAGAUACUAAUUUGAUAACUGAGAAGAACUCGGUUAGCAAUAAUAAUCAAGAGGGAGGUGACACAGUGGAUCCUUCGAACAGCCAGAGGCAGCUGCUCCAUGCAGAAGUCUCAGAUAAACACCAACAGCUUGAUAACCAACAGCAGGUUGAUAACAGGCCCUACUUGAGCUCUCAAGCUCCUGUGACUAAUCUUGUGGAUCCCAACGGGCCAUUCACUCGUAGAAGAAUGAGGGAUCAGGCCUCCGGUCGCAAAUGAAAGUCGGAGCUUGGAAU